Molecule: messenger RNA, 4875 nt
Organism: Hippocampus comes (tiger tail seahorse)
Lineage: Eukaryota; Metazoa; Chordata; Actinopteri; Syngnathiformes; Syngnathidae
Gene: ptpn11b
Product: protein tyrosine phosphatase non-receptor type 11b
Exons: 17
Coding region: 167-1948 (593 amino acids)
Biological process (GO): positive regulation of ERK1 and ERK2 cascade; protein dephosphorylation
Cellular component (GO): cytoplasm
Molecular function (GO): receptor tyrosine kinase binding; cell adhesion molecule binding; non-membrane spanning protein tyrosine phosphatase activity
Source: RefSeq, a predicted model, not a curated record
GGUAACACGGACGAGCACACACCCCUAAAGCUUCACCCCCACCCUCCCGCACACCCUCAAUUUGUCUCUAUUUUGUCCCGAUUCCCUCCUGCCCUCACUUGUGUAACUUUUCUGGAUUAUUAAAAUCAGAGGAGAAGGAAGGGGCUUGUGGAAGGCUUCGACCAGAAUGGUGAGGUGGUUCCAUCCCAACAUCACCGGAAUCGUAGCAGAGCAGCUCCUGUUGACCCGCGGUGUCCACGGCAGUUUCCUGGCCCGGCCCAGCAAGAGCAAUCCGGGGGAUUUCACCCUUUCAGUCAGGCGCAACGAUGAGGUGACCCACAUCAAGAUCCAAAACUCCGGGGACUACUAUGACCUGUACGGGGGCGAGAAGUUUGCCACGCUGGCCGAGCUGGUGCAGUACUACACCGAACAACAGGACCUGCUGCGAGAGAGGAACGGCCAUGUCAUCGAGCUCAAGUAUCCGCUCAACUGCAAAGACCCCACGUCUGAGAGGUGGUAUCACGGCCACCUCUCAGGUCGAGACGCUGAGAAACUGCUCACAGAAAAAGGCAAGGCUGGCAGCUUUCUGGUUCGAGAGAGCCAAAGCAAACCGGGCGACUUUGUCCUCUCGGUUCUCACCCACGAGGAGAAGCACGAGAAUGUCGACCGCAAAACCAAGGUCACCCACGUGAUGAUCCGAUACCAGCAGGACGGUAAAUACGACGUAGGUGGUGGCGAGAGGUUCGACACCUUGGCGGACCUGGUGGAUCACUACAAAAAGAACCCGAUGGUAGAGAAGAGCGGCAUCGUCGUGCACCUCAAACAGCCCUUCAACGCCACAAGAAUAAACGCAGCCAACAUUGAGAAUCGAGUGCGAGAGCUCAACAAGGUAGCAGACAAUUCAGAGAAGCCCAAACAAGGAUUUUGGGAAGAGUUUGAGGUACUUCAACAACAAGAGUGUAAGCUGCUGUAUCCCCGGAAGGAAGGCAUGAAACCAGAAAACAAGAGUAAAAACAGAUACAAGAAUAUCCUCCCCUUUGACACGACACGAGUUGAAAUUCGAGACGCAGAUCCAGAUGUUCCUGGUUCAGACUACAUUAACGCCAACUACAUAAGAGGCUCACAUGAAGAAGGGCGCCAUGGGGAGGAGGACAAAUUCUUCAUCGCCACCCAAGGGUGCCUGCAGAAUACAGUUAUUGACUUCUGGAAGAUGGUGUAUCAGGAAAAUACACGCGUCAUCGUCAUGACCACAAAGGAGAUGGAGAGAUCACGGAACAAAUGUGUCCGUUACUGGCCUGACCUUCACAAAACCGUGGAGUUUGGAAGGGUGCAGGUGAAAAACGUGGAAGAGUGGCCAGCUCAAGACUACAACCUGACGGAGUUGGAGGUGACCCAUCUGGACAGGAGGGAACCUCUGAGAUACGUCUCACACUACCAGUACCUGACUUGGCCAGACCACGGAGUUCCCAACGAGCCCGGGGGGGUCCUUUCGUUUCUUGAGGUGAUCAACCGGACCCAGAGGAGCAGUCCAGAAUCUGGGCCCAUCGUCGUCCAUUGCAGCGCUGGGAUUGGGAGGACUGGCACCAUUAUUGUCAUUGACAUCCUCAUUGAUAUCAUACACCGCCAAGGCCUUGAUUGCGAUAUCGACAUCCCCAAGACCAUCCAGAAGGUACGGCAGCAGAGGUCCGGCAUGGUACAGACAGAGGCCCAGUACAAGUUCAUCUACAUGGCCGUGCAGCAGUACAUAGACACAGCUCAGAAGAGAUUGGAAGAAGAGCAGAAGAGUAAGAUGAAGGAGAGAGAAUACUCCAACAUCAAAUAUCCUCCAAUGGCCAAUUCAAGGUCCAAACUCAACAUGGCGUCGUCGCGCUCUUCGUCUGUGAUGACAAACGAUGAUUCUUCAAGCGUGUACGAGAACAUCAACUUUAAAAGCCCGCAGACGUCGUUCAGCAGUAACACCAGGAGGUAAAACCCAGCGCUGCCGACCCGCACGUGUUCCUCGCAAGCCUCUCUUGUCAGCGGAGGCCUCAUCUGCCGCCCAAAAAUCCCUCUGGUGGGGGGAGGCGGGAUCGCAGUGUACUGUCGAGAGAGUGCACCUUGCCUGUGGUGAGCGGCUUCUCUCAAGUUGGAACCUCUGCUUCCGCUUCUGGAGUUAAAUCUCCAAGAAGGAGGAGGACUUGUCACGCAUUGCGCUCCUGACCCUUCUGCUUUUUCCUCCAUUUCCGUUGCUGCCUCCAAAAGCCUUUCCUUCUAUUAAUCAAUGAAAGUGCCUUGUUGUCUCGAAUCAAGAUGUUACAUUUCUUCUCUUACUUGGAAGAUGAAGGUUCAACCGAGGGGUUGCGAGGCCACAAAAGUAUGGGAUCGGAGCCAAGAAAAGGUCAAAGCAAGGUCACCUCACAGACAUCCUCACUGAGGCUGCUACUGGUUUUGUCAUUUCAUCAAAAAAUAAUAACAAAAAAAAACAAAUCAUCAACGUCUGGCUUUCUAUUGUUUCUCCUAAUAAAUGUAUCGCGCCGAAAUGUAAUCUUGAUCGUUCAGCUACAGGCUUGGAGUGUAAAACAGCCAGAGUUUUAUUUGGAACCGGUUCACAAAUUUUAUCAGCACUUAAUAUCUCAGCAUGGGCCAAAAAUGAUACCUGACAAAAUAGUAUCUUGUGUUAUUUAAUAACACAAGCUUCCGUUAUGGCCACGCUCAAAAGAAAGAAUGUGUCAAUACAUAAAAUACUCUUGGAAAAACAUUGGUUUAUGAGACAUAAUGUUGUCAUUGUGUGUGGAGAGUCAAAAUAUAAUUUAAUUCAUUGAGAAAACAAGUUUUGUGAAAAGUCAGUCAUAAUAUUAUGAAAAGGUCCAAAUUUAACAACAAUAAAAUUGUAAUUUGCAUUUGAAAAAUAACCCUUUUAUUUUGAAAAAUGUCUCAAUAUGACAAGAAAAAUGUCAUAAUUUCAUCAAGAACAAAGUGUUGUUAUGCUAACGGCAUAAUAUUGUUGUACUGUAUUACAGGAAAAUACUUGCUUUGCUAGAAAAAAAUUGACACGGAAAAUAUAUGUCAUUUUACAGGAAUAAAAUUAGAGAAGAAAGCUGGAAAUGUCUUGAUUAUGAAUGUAUAUCUGCGGUAAAAUGAGCACUGGCAACUAUGUUGUCCGGUUUGACUUUAAGGUGGAGUUUGCAGUUUAAAAAAAAAAGUUUUAUCAUAUGACCGAAUAUUACGAACGUGCGCUCCUCGUCAGUGAGAGGCGUGGCCUUUCAUCACAUACCCGAGGAUCCGGGCACGAAAGAGUGAACGGAGGCUAGGACACAUUCAACUCUUGCUAGCAAACUUGCCCUUUGACUGUACAUUUUACCAUUUUUUUGUUUUUGGCGUGGCCACCAAUUAGCUCAUAACCAGUACUAGUCAGGAAGAAGGCAUGAAAGGAUUCCUGAAUGAGAAGUAGCCAUCUGUGGAUUUAGUUUGACUCGCCGUCCUCGUUAAUCAUCAAGUCUGAUGCGCUUCAACAUCUGCCCCAGGCAAGGGUCACAAGGAGACCCGGGAUAGCGAUUACGCCGCACCAGAUGGCUAUCUGCCCGAGAUUGAGGAAUAGAUUGGUCUCCAAAAAGUAAUUUAGACGACAGCCGUAAUCCAGGCUUGAUGAUAGCUGAGCGCGCAAAGUCUACGUCACUGAUGCGAUAAGGAAGCCGGUUGGAGCGCUGAACCGAGCAAGCCCGUGAGCUAUUUUUAGCCCCUGUCCUCGUCAAAAACAACUGCAACCAUGUUAGUGGAACUUGACCAGGCUCGAAAUCCGUGAAAGAAAAAGUAAAGAGAGCUCGAAUGAAAUUGAUUCAAUUUGGAAUAGACCGAUUGACAUGCUUUAAGUGAUACCCGCCAGGUUUUGUCAUUAUAGCUCUUAAUGACAAGUGAGUCAGGUUUCUUGCGUAAUCCGAGUUUUAAUGAUAAAAAAACAUCACCUGCUCGGCUCACCAGUGGUUUGAAUUUCUUUUGUUUUUGUAACUUAUAUUUAAUAUAUUUGUAUCUUAACGCAGUCUUGACAGUGAAUAGGGGAAAAGUAGAAAGCAUGUUUAGCUGCGUUGUUCCAUUUCGUCAACAUUUUUGGCUUUUCACUGAAACAGUGUCGGUCUCUGCUCAAUACACUUUUAGGGCCUGAUUUACUAAAAUCUCAACGAGGCAGACGCUAAAUUGCAUGUUCACUCUCACAAAAUGAAGUGGUGAAGCAAGAAAAAAAAAUCUGGAAUACUAUCUGACCCUAAGGUGAGGUCCAGUCCCAUGAGGUUGCUGUGUCAGAGAGCCUUAUUUUGAAAAUGAUCAAGUUGCUAUUGUGGGCCACAUUCACAAGUCACCUUGUUAUAUUGACAUCUUUUCUGAUAGUUGUUUUUCUACAAUUGCCACCUUCAUGGCAUUGCUUCCCAGUGUGUUCGAAACCGUGGCUCGUGUACCCUGACUUCAUUGGGAAAGGGUUGGUUGUGUUCCCGUAUUUAUGAACGUUGUCACACAUUGAAUUUGUUUCAUUUUUCUUCCACUUGGCCUCUUUCUUUGACAUGUUGUGACAUCAAUACUUGAAAGUAUGAAAAUGCUGAAUCUUGGACAUUUGUUUUUUUUUUCUCAAAUGUUAAAAUGUUUUGUUUUGAUUGUGUUUGUUUGAAUGUAUAUUAUUAUUCUUGUUGCGUUUCCUGUUUUGAACCAGUUUUCAAGGGGGUGGUCGCGGUGUACUUUCUGCUCAUCCCCUCACUGUGUAUUUACUUGAAGAUAUUUCUUUUGUUUCCUUUCGUAUGUUCUGACGUGAGUCCUGCCUGUUGUUCUCGCACUGGCUUCUGCUCAGUUGCCUUCAAGCUGAACAAGCCGCCGCUCGCAGAGGCAAAAAGUUGCCGAGCGUGGUUUGUUACAAUAAACUUACUGUAUAUGUUA